AUGAUGAGUCGGAAGACGACAUCACCAAGUGAGAGCUUGCCAGCAGGUGGAGCGGCAAGUGCAAGACCUAUCCCAGAGAUCUUCUUCCCUGGAAAGGCUGUUUGGAAAACCCUCGACCUUCUGACUGGCGGUGCUGUCAUCUCCACUGUUCCGCUCGGGGCGGCCUGCUACGAGGGCGAGCACUACGAUGCGGAGAAGUGCGAGUUUCUUCUCAGCAACUGGGCCAACUCUUCCACCCACAUUGUCGAUCCCACCUCGGCCAUGUCGCCCCUGUUUCAGGGCGGAACCUGCCAGCCUCAGGACGCCGAGGCAGGCGGCGAGUGCGAGAUUGGCGGGUCCCCCUGUACUCCAUCAAGGCUACAAGUUGCCCACACUCAGCUCGCUGUGAACUUGGCAAGGAGCCUCAACCUCCGUCUUGUCGUCCACAACACCGGCCAUGACUUUCUCGAGACGGAAGGGUUCACCGCUGUCGGGGGUGAAUGUCGAGACGUCGGAGUUGCUGGCGGUUAUGCUGCCGGUGGCGGCCAUUCGCCUCUGAGUCCCAUCGCUGGACUGGCUUCCGACCAGAUCCUCAGCGUGGAUAUUGUCGCUCCACAGGGGCGCUUCAUCACUGUAGACGAAGAGAACGACCAGGAUCUCUUUUGGGCUAUUCGAGGCGGUGGUGCCGCCACAUGGGGCGUGGUCACCUCCAUGACCUUCAAGGUGUACCCUAAGAUACCCUUCUCCGGCAUGACCUUCAACGUUGCCACUUCUUCCCUCAACAUCAGUGAGACUCAAUUCUGGUCUGCGGUCGAAGCAUAUUGGUCGAGUUUCCCUGACUUCUCGGACGUCAAGAGCUACGGAUACCACUUCAUUUUCCCUGCAGGACCCGGCGCCUACGUGUGGUCCAUGAACCCGUGGGUCGUGCCCGGCAUGAAGCUGCCGGACUCCAAGAAGCUCGUCGCACCCCUGCUCCAGGAGGCCGCUAAAGUCCGCACGGGCUUGCGCCUUAUUCCGCGCGGCAACUUUGAGGAUAAAGACCUCUGGAACAAGACCUUCAACACGCUUCGCGGCAUUGCCGAGGAGGGCGCCCCACUGAUCAUGUAUAACAUCAACGCGGCAGCCCCCAAGGGCACACCUGCCAGCGCCGCCAACCCUGCGUGGCGGGACGCGCUCAUGUUUGUCAUUACCGGCUCUGGCUGGGUGGCCGACGCCACUGAGGAAGAUAUAUCCGAAAUCAAUCACCGCAUCAUGGAUGAGAUCAUGCAGCCGCUCAAGGACAUUACGCACGGAUAUGGCGGCUACGGCAAAGAGGGCGAGGUGAUGGAUCUUGACUUUGGUCAAUCGUUCUUUGGGGCCAACUACAAGGCACUUUACAACAUGAAGAAGAGGAUUGACCCGCUCGGGGUCUUUUACGCACCGACAGCGGUCGGCACUGCUGUCGAAUGUACCAUUGGCGUCGACAUGGUUGAUCACGAGAAAGGCGACGAGCUCAGCGUCUCUGUCGACUCGAGACGGGGCUCGGAAACAUCACAGAGAGAGACGUGGCACAAUGACAAGAGUGCGCGAGCUUGGGUGGUGGUGACGGGCGCGUUUCUGUGGAUGAUGGUCUCCCAAGGCGCUCUUCUGGUUCAUGGGCUGCUCAUUGCAGAGAUCGACAAUCACUUUGGCGCAGAUCCCAAGCAUACCUGGCUGUCCGGCAUCGCCAGCUUUGUCGCCAUGGUCUCGACACCAUUUCUGGGCGUGGUGAUGGACACCUUUGGACCCAUCCUGAUGAGCUACGUCGCCGUCGCCAGCACUGUGGGCGUGUUCAUCACUCUCUCGUUCUGCACAACAUUUGGCCACCUCGUCGCCGUCUUCACCUGGCACGGGCUCACUGUGGGCAUGUGUAUCGCCAUUGGGCCCUCGAUGGCUGGCAAGCUGUUCCAGAAGCGUGGGGGCUUGGCGCAGGGCAUCACCAUGUGCGGCUCUUCGCUCGCCGGCAUCAUCUACGCCGCCUCCUUCCGCUCCAUGUAUGGCGACUCGUGGCGGACUGGCAAUCAGAUCUUCGCCGUGGUGAAUGGUGCGAUUGCCGUGUUGGCGCUCGGUGCUACAUAUUUCUUCAACCGCGUCGUGCCAGACGAGCUCAAGGUGGCUCCUGGGCAGGGAUGGAAAACCUUCAAGUCGCAGAUGGAGGGCCUCGUCUUGAUCACCAAGCUCUUCACCAAGAACACCUGGGAGCGUAAUGCGCCAUAUGCGUGGUUUGUUGGCGGCAGUUUCUUCCUGCAAUUCGGUAUCUUUGGGACGAGCGCGUCGGUCCCAUUCAUUGCACAGGCAGUGGGUGCCACGCAAACCGACGGCCAGUACUGCCUCAUCGCCCUGAGUGCCGCAUCCUUUGUUGGCCGGCUCAUGUCUGGAAUUAUCGCCGACUCUAUGGGUUCCCUGAUGCUGCUGUUCUGGACCUGCAUCGCCGAGGUCGUCGUCCUACUGGGCGUGGACAUUGCGUUGGCUGACAGGGGCGCCAUGCCGCUGUACUUUGCCUCCACUACCUGGGGCUUCUUCUCUGGAUGCUGGGUGCCCUUGUUCGCGGCUUGUAUCGGCAAAUUGUCCGAUCCUAAAGACCUAGGGAAAUUCUUGGGCAUCUCCAACUUGGUCAUCAGCCCGGCAUGUCUUCUGGCGGCUCCCUUGAUGCGGUACAUACUGGAAUGCGGCACCCCGCGCCUCCUUUACGGAUCUAUUGCUUCCUUCAUUCUCGUCGGUUCAGCCAUGGUCUACCGGGCAAGGAUUUGCAAGUUCGAUCAGCGCUUCGCCAGCCUGUAG
Molecule: messenger RNA, 2778 nt
Organism: Emericellopsis cladophorae
Lineage: Eukaryota; Fungi; Ascomycota; Sordariomycetes; Hypocreales; Bionectriaceae
Exons: 8
Coding region: 1-2778 (925 amino acids)
Biological process (GO): transmembrane transport
Molecular function (GO): flavin adenine dinucleotide binding; oxidoreductase activity; transmembrane transporter activity
Source: RefSeq, a predicted model, not a curated record